AUGGCACCAGUGCCCACCGACCUCCGUCCGAUCGUGAUCUCCGGGCCCUCAGGCGUAGGCAAAGGAACACUCUACAAGCUCCUGCUCGAGCGGCACCCCGCCAUCUUCGCAACCUCUAUCUCGCAUACCACACGCGACCCGCGACCCGGCGAGACGCGCGAUAUAGACUAUUACUACAUCAGCAUGGCGGAGUUUGAGCAGAUGAUCGAGGAGAAGGCGUUUGUGGAGAAUGCGAAGUUUGGGGGUAACCGGUAUGGGACGAGUAAGAGGACGAUUGGGGAGCUGACGGCGCGGGGGACGGUUGUGGUGUUGGAUAUUGAGAUGGAGGUUUGUUCGCCAUCCCUCUCCCCUUCCCCAUCUUACCUUCUCUUUCACCUCGCGAUUUCUGCCGUUCUACGAGUUUCACAAGAUAAGUGUGUAUUUGGAAUUAUAUUAUGGGGCCUAAUAAGGAUUCGUCAGGGCGUCAAGCAAAUCAAAAACUCCCACAUCGAAGCACGCUACGUCUUCAUCGCACCCCCCUCCAUGGCCGUCCUCGAAAAGCGUCUCCGAGGCCGAGGCACCGAGAAAGAAGAGUCGAUCCAGAAGCGUCUCGCUCAAGCGCGGCUCGAGCUCGAGUACUCCAAGACACCUGGGGCACAUGACCUGAUCAUCGUUAACGAUGAUCUUGAGAACGCGUAUACUGAGUUGGAGCAGUUUGUGUUCAAGAAGCGGACUCAGGAGCAGGAUGCCAAGGACGAGGGAGCUGCGGACGUGAGUGUUGAGGAUUGA
Messenger RNA from Hyaloscypha bicolor E, 768 nucleotides. RefSeq names its product guanylate kinase. The coding region runs from base 1 to 768 and encodes 255 amino acids. The transcript has 2 exons. Gene Ontology annotation, molecular function: GMP kinase activity. Lineage: Eukaryota; Fungi; Ascomycota; Leotiomycetes; Helotiales; Hyaloscyphaceae. Gene Ontology annotation, cellular component: cytosol. The record is from RefSeq and is a predicted model, not a curated record.